Molecule: messenger RNA, 631 nt
Organism: Acromyrmex echinatior (Panamanian leafcutter ant)
Lineage: Eukaryota; Metazoa; Arthropoda; Insecta; Hymenoptera; Formicidae
Source: RefSeq, a predicted model, not a curated record
AUGCCGCCGUCCCGUGAUAUACCAACUCUUCGACAACAAUGCCGGCAUCGUGACGACGGCGGGUUCCCUCGCGGAAUCAUCCACCCCGCCGUCGCCGCCGUUGCCGCCGUGGUGCCAACGGUGAUCCUGACAGAGAGUACCGCUACGAGCGCCGGUAGUCUGCCCUUGGGAUCUCAACAACAAGGCAACCUGCAUCAAGUACAUCAACAACAACAACAACAACAACCACAACCACAACAACAACAGUCGCGACAGAGAGUCAACCUAAUUGCCGAUGUACCCGUCAAUGAUGUCACAGAAAUGUCUGAUGUAUGCAUACUUAAAUGCUGAAGGAAAUCAACUGACUCCGCGAAGACGUGCCGGACGAGAACUCGUAGUUGAAUCUGCUCGCAUAAAAUUUGCAUGUGAUUUCGACAUACGAAUUAAAGUGGAUAAUUAAUGUCACGGAGGCGUCGGACGAGCAGCUUGCUUCACUUUUCGUGCUUCCGUUUUUUGUGAUUACUGCAGAAUGGACAAAGGCAGAUGGUUGUUUUCGAAUCGUGAAAAUAAUUCAAUUUAUCAACGAUAUUCAUUGCUGUGGAUAAAUUCAUGUAAAAAUAUCCAUGUAAUUUUAAUAUUCAAAAAAACAAAU